CAAGGCGGCUAGUUCAAGUUGCCAUAGCGGCGAGGCGCAGAGGGCGCGAAGCUACGCUGGGCGGUUUCAAGAUACCAAUGGCAGAUUCAUCUAGCGAUUCAGACAACUUUCUUAGGGGUCGAAUAGGAAGGCGGCUGCCUUUGCGAGCAACUCGCAACAGAGCUUGGAACCAUGGUGCUGAAGAAGUUACAGAAAAGAUCCAUACUUUAGCAAGUACUUUACAGGAUACCAACAGAAAUCUGAGACACGUUGACCAUAUGCUAGGACAAUACAGAGAAUACAACAAGGAACAAACCGAAGCCAUAGCAACUUUAAAAGAAACACUGGAACAGUCCAUAGGUCAGUUAAGGAGCCAACGGUUAACUCGAAACUCUGGAAUGAGAAGUGCUUCUCUUUCAAGCUUAUACACUAGUGAUCUGGAUGGAGAAGCAGUUGCAGGGAACCAUCACUUCCUGCCUACUUCUCCUCUCAGGGAUUAUGGAGACUCACAGGGCAAUAGACAUCGAAGGUCUAGAUCUGCAAGUGUUCGAUUUGUCAAUGAGGCAGAUAAUUUGGACCAGCUGCAUUCUUUCCACCAGUCUGUUCGAGAUCUCAGUAGUGAACAAGUUCGCCUAGGAGCUGACAUCAGUCGGGAGCUUGCAAGAAGAAACCGGACUGAUGCAGAAAUGAGAAGGACUCUAGCAGAGUUGUCUGAAAAGCUCACUGAAUCUCAAAGACAAGAAAUGGUGUCAGAACGAGUAGAGAGAAGACUUCAAGAGGUAGAACAAGAAAUGCGUGCAGAAAGACAGCUUGUAGAAAGGCGCCAAGACCAACUGGGACAAAUGUCCAUUCAAUUGCAAGAGGCUUUAAAGAAAUGUGAUGCUAAAGCAGAUGAAACAGAAGAACUCAUGAAAAAUAAAUUUGUGAAAUAUGAAAGUGAAAAGAACCAACUUAAGCAAGAAUUGGAGCUGUCGCGGAAAAAGUUGGAUCAGUCAGAAGGCAGUCGAGAAGCUCUUUUGCAUCAGAUUGAGGAUCUUCGCUCCCGACUCUUGAGAGCAGAAGAGGCUCGUGUAGAGCUACAACAUCAAAUUUCACAUGUUGCUAUGCAUCACCAGAGCUACCAUGAUGAACAUGAAGAUGACAAGAGAAUUAGAACAGUAGCUGAAAAAUAUGAGAGAGAAAAGCAAGAACUGGAGAAACUCAUUUUGGAGCUAAAAGCAAAGCUGAAUCAUAAUGCUGUAAUGUCAGAGGUAGAAGAAUUAAAGAGAUGCAUAGAGCGUAAGGAGAAGGAGAAAGCACAGCUUGCAGAACACAUACAGGUGUUAACAUCUGACCUGGAAAACAGGGAAAAGCAGCAGCAAAAAAUGCUGGACCAGCUGAAGGAAAUACAGAGUUCCUACAAGGCUUGUGAGAGUGGACGUAGGCAAACUGAACUCCAGGCUGCUGAGCUAGCUCAGCAAGUUGAAGAGAGUGCCAAGGAAGCAGAACGAUACCUCACCGAAUUCAAGCAUUCAGAGGCACUCAGGCUAGAGACAGAGAAAAAAAAAGAUGAUUUGAAGGUGAGAGCACAGGAAACCAUCAGACAGUGGAAGCUGAAAUGUAAGAAACUGGAUCGUGAGAUGGAAAAACAAAAUGAAACUAUCAAUGAUCUAAUGAACAAGAACAGUCAGGCUGUGAAAGAAAAAGAUGAUCUCAAAAGUCAGCUUCUCUCUGCUAUACACCAAAUAGAAAACCUUCAGAAGGAACUGAAUGAUGUGCUUACAAAGAGGGCCCGGCAGGAAGAGGAACUCCAUUGCAAAGAGGUAAAGCUGAAUGAGAUGAAGUCUCAUCAGAUAUCUCUGGAGGAAGAGAUCAAAGAAGCCCAAGGUACUGUAAAUAAAUUGGAGAAUGAGUUGAAAAAGCAGGUCUUUAUACAAAAUCAGAUGCAAGUUGAAAAGGAACACUUGGAAGGAGAACUUGCAACUACUAAUUUGAUCCAUGAAAAAGAUCAGGAAAGACUCUUAGAAAUGCAAGCAGAUGUAAAAAACUUAAGCGCUAUACGUGCGGAACUAACAAACAGAAUAGCAGAGGAAGAGAAAACCAGAAAGGAGUUACAUAAGAACCUCUCAGAUCUCCAGAAACAGCAGGAAUCUAAGCGUCAUGAGAUGACUUCAGCUAACAGGCAAUUGAAGAUGGAAAGAGAAGUUCACCAGCAGGAGCUGGCAGAUCUUAGGUCAGAGUUACAGAAUGUUAAAAUCAAACAUGAACAAAAUGUUCAAGAGUUAACGAAGCUCCUUAAGCAAGAAAAGGAUGAUGCAGAGGCUCAGAUUAGGAUGCUAAAGAUGGAACUUGUGGAAGAGAAGAACAUAGUCAAGACUCAGUGUCGGCAACUGGAGAAGAUAAAAAUUGAGUGUGAUAAGUUGGCAGAAGAAUUAACCCAGAAUGAAGAGGAAAAUAUAAAACUUAGGCAAAAAUAUGAGUUUGUAAAACAAGAAUUGGAGAAAAAGGACAAACAGAUCAGCAAUGAAGAAGAACAUUUGAGAAGGAUGGAUGAAGCCAGACUGCAGUUCAAGGAUCAUCUGCAUCAUUUAGAAAUGGAACAGGAAUCCAUUCUCACUAUGAUAGGAAGUGAAAUUGAUGCUGCUUGUGAAAUUCUUUCUCGGGACUCUGCAGAGAAAUUCAAAGCAAUAGCACUUACACCUGUGUUGCUGAAUGAUCCUCAUCGCUGGUUAGCAGAAACAAAGACUAAGCUUCAGUGGCUGUGUGAGGAGGUGAAGGAGAGAGAAAGUAAGGAAAAGGAGCUGCGAUGCUACCUACGGCAGAGCCGAGAAGAGCUCAAGCACUUUGCGCAGAUGAAGGAGUCUGAACAUCAAUCUCUCUUUAAACGAAUAAAAAAGCAAGAACAACUUUUGGAAGAAGUUCACAGAGAAAAGAGAGAGCUGCUAGAAAAGAUCCUAAGAAGAGAGGAAGAAUUAGGAUCCCUACAGGAGCGUAUUAAGGCCCUAGAAAUGAGUACUCAAGUAGUUUUAGACAACCUGGAGUCUUUUCCUGAGAAACUGAGCCAGUUAGAAGAUUUCAAAGAUGUUGGAGAGUCACAUUGCCGAAGGGAGAUGAUAGAAGAACGGUAUAUGAAGUAUAAAGAAAUAGUGAGUUCCCUACAGCGGCAACUGGAAGAUUCAAAAAAAAAAUACCAGCAGUUUAAGGAUGUGAAAAUUGACGCUGAAAUUUCUAACAUAGAAGUGGCUGCUCCCUUUUCUACUUGGCGAACUCAAAGCAGCUUUUUGUCCAGCCCACUUCUUUCAGAUUCAGGUUCAUUUAUAAAAAAAAUGAUUCCUUUUGAUAUAAGUGCUGCCAAGGAAGAUCCCAUUAAUGUUGCUGUCAGUGAAAUGAAGUCACAAGCAGAAAGAGGGAAGCAGUAG
Molecule: messenger RNA, 3377 nt
Organism: Rhea pennata
Lineage: Eukaryota; Metazoa; Chordata; Aves; Rheiformes; Rheidae
Gene: CEP128
Product: centrosomal protein 128
Exons: 24
Coding region: 78-3377 (1099 amino acids)
Cellular component (GO): spindle pole; centriole
Source: RefSeq, a predicted model, not a curated record